AUGUCCAACAGCUCCGAAUUUCUCGUUCUUCCUCGCCCAGGUGGGGCGACCGCCACCUCGAAAGCCCCGAUACAGGGUCCCUCUGAGUCGGCCUUUACGGAGACUUUCGGUGCGCUCCUACCACCGGGAAAGUUCUUGAAGACUGCCACUGGUAAAGCCGCCUACUAUGAGAUGCCUCCUUCAUCAGAUAGCGAGGGCUCAUCUACGCCCGAGCGAGUCCUAUUCAUUCACGGCGUGCAAACUCCGGCCCUUGGCAUGCUUCCGCUCGCCCGCAGCCUUCAUGGAUCGUUCCCGCGUUCGCAUUUCGUACUGGUUGACCUCUGGGGUCACGGACUGAGCGACACACCUGUUGUUCCGCAUGAAGCGAGCCUGUUUCACCAGCUUAUUGAUGAUCUGCUGGAUCAUCUGGGUUGGCCCUCCGCACACAUUGUGGGCUUCUCCUUCGGCGCCUCAUUGACGGCUGGCUAUACUGCAUCAAGAGCGACACGAGUGCAAAGUUUCACUCUCGUUGCGCCGGCUGGUCUCCUUCAUGCUGCCAACUUCACAGCAGAGGAACAGCAAUAUUUGAGCGAGGAUAAUACCGAUGAGGCUGGCGCUCGGGAAUUUGUGCUGGGAUUUCUCGAAGGUGGCGAGUUGGUUGUACCUGCAGACUGGAAGGACAGGGUGGCCAAGGGAGAAGUUGUUGCUGAGGCAGUGAGAGAGUGGCAAAUGCGUGAGCAUCCCGGUCAUACCGCUUCUGUAAUCGCGAUCUUCAGAGACGGCCAUGUCUUGGACAACGACGCUGCGUUUGCCAAAGCGGUCGAGACGAAUAUCCCUACGCUUGCAGUCUUGGGCGGACUGGAUGAUCUGUGCAGCGAAAGCCAGCUUACUGAGCUUGGGUUCACGAACGUUUCUGUUGUUCCCCAGGUUGGACACGGUGUAGUUAGAGAAAGAGUCCCGGAAGUUGCGGGCCUCAUCAGUGAAUUUUGGACCAAGCUUGGCUAA
This is a messenger RNA of Colletotrichum chrysophilum, 984 nucleotides long. RefSeq lists its product as uncharacterized. The record is from RefSeq and is a predicted model, not a curated record. Bases 1 to 984 code for a protein of 327 amino acids. Lineage: Eukaryota; Fungi; Ascomycota; Sordariomycetes; Glomerellales; Glomerellaceae. The transcript has a single exon.